Messenger RNA from Alternaria postmessia, 1137 nucleotides. RefSeq lists its product as uncharacterized. NCBI's taxonomy places the organism in Eukaryota, Fungi, Ascomycota, Dothideomycetes, Pleosporales, Pleosporaceae. Bases 1 to 1137 code for a protein of 378 amino acids. Gene Ontology annotation, molecular function: zinc ion binding; 5-methyltetrahydropteroyltriglutamate-homocysteine S-methyltransferase activity. The record is from RefSeq and is a predicted model, not a curated record. The transcript has a single exon.
AUGCCUCUUCCCACUGGUGUAUACCGUGCCGACCACGUUGGCUCCUUCCUCCGCCCCAAAGCCGUCCUUGAAGCACGUACAAAAGCUGCCAACGGAGAGAUUACCGCGGACGAACUCCGCAAAGUCGAAGACGAACAUAUCAACAACGUCGCAAAGCAGCAGAUAGAAAAUGGACUCCGAUCUGUAACCGACGGCGAGUUCCGUCGCGCCUACUUCCACCUCGACUUCCUCAAGCACCUCGCUGGCAUCGAGGAGAAGGGUCAGGUAGGAAACAUCAGGCACAAGGAUGGCUUUUCGCCCCCAACACUGGUGGUCAAAGGAAAGCUGGGUCACCCCGAGGCGAUUCAAGUCAAGGACUUCGAGUUCCUCGAGCAAGCGAUCAAGAACAAUGGCGGAAACGCGAGCACAAAAGUGUGCAUACCAUCACCAACCAUGGUGCACUUCCGCGGCGGUCGCGCUUCAAUCGACAUCUCCGCAUACCCCGACCUAGACGUCUUCUUCGAAGACCUCGCGCGCGUAUACCAAGAAGAGCUAGACAGCUUGUACAAGGCUGGCUGCCGCUUCGUCCAACUCGACGACACGAACCUCGCCUAUCUCUGCGACCCCGACAUGCGCAAAGCCGCCGAGCAAGAACGCAAUGAAGACCUCAGCACCCUGCCCCGCAAAUACGCCGAGCUCAUCAACAAAGCCAUCGAGAAGCGACCUUCAGACAUGAAGAUCGGCAUCCAUCUCUGCCGCGGCAACUAUCGCUCCAAGUGGUUUGCCUCCGGUGGCUACGAGCCCGUCUCCGAGGUUCUCUUCAAGGAACUGAACGUCGACGCGUAUUUCCUCGAGUACGACGAUGCGCGAUCUGGCGACUUCUCUCCAUUGCGCCAUCUGCCGGAACAUAAGGUUGUUGUGCUCGGUGUUAUGAGUAGUAAGAAGAAUACUCUGGAUGACAAGGAUGAAAUCAUCCAGAGGCUACAUGAGGCGGCGAAGAUUGCGCCAAAGGGUCUGGACCAGCUGUGUGUGAGCCACCAGUGUGGUUUCAGCUCCACGGCUGAGGGCAACGAGUUGACAGAAGAAGAGCAGUGGGCCAAGGUUAGACUGAGUGUCGAGAUCGCUAAGCAGGUCUGGGGUGAUGAUAUCAGCAAGUAA